Cyprinodon variegatus (sheepshead minnow) is the source of this 2884-nucleotide messenger RNA. It is a transcript of the gene oser1, whose product is annotated as oxidative stress responsive serine-rich 1. Lineage: Eukaryota; Metazoa; Chordata; Actinopteri; Cyprinodontiformes; Cyprinodontidae. Bases 343 to 1437 code for a protein of 364 amino acids. The record is from RefSeq and is a predicted model, not a curated record. The transcript is spliced from 4 exons. Gene Ontology annotation, biological process: cellular response to hydrogen peroxide.
UUGUUGCAGAGUCACUGCAGACGAUUUGACUGUAAACAAGAAGCUUCUGACAGAGAAAGCUCCUGAUCCAGUUCGACUCAUCCGAGCAUUUCAUGUUAGGAGGCAUUUAAAAGCUGGAGUUUGUCCAUCUGCGGUUCCGUAGAAACUCCUCCAGGUUCUGAGUCUGCAGAGUUUUGUUUUUUUUCUUGGUUCGUAUUUUGGCGAAGUCAGCUCGAGCUCUAGCUGUUGCCCUUUAGCUUCUCUGAAACCACCCAGAAUCUUCUGGACUCUUCUGGACUUCUGCUUGGUGUGGCCUGGACAACCCGAGCCCUGGGUGGCUGGUCGGAGCAGCCUCCUCCAACCAUGGAGGCGGGAGGUAAAGACUGCGAGGAGGAGACGCUGCAGACGGCCUUUAAGAAGCUGAGGGUCGACGCUGAGAGUUUGUCUGGAGCUGUGAGCGUUUCUGAUUCGUUGGCUCCUAGAGCAGCAUCCAGAGUGGUUCUGGAUGGCAGCAGUGGAGCCAAAGCCAAACUCAGCUGCUCCAAGGACACCUGGCACUGCUGCACGAGGAAAACCAGCAGAGGAACCUCAUCCAGGACCAGACGACGGAGGUCCAAGUCUCCCAUCCUCCACCCUCCGAGGUUCACCUACUGCAGCAGCGCAGCCUCAGCUCUGGCGCCCCCCGGUGGCUGCCUGAAGCAGCAGCGCCUGGCCUUGCCUGAGUCUGCAGAACCUCAAGCAGCAGUUGAUGAAUCUCCUGGUUCCUCUGCUGGGCCUCCGGUUCAGACGGAGCGUUGCUCCUCAGGUCUGUUGGGCCGUGGCUCUCCUGUGGUCUUUGGAGUUCGCCCCAGUUAUGACACACGGAUGGGCGGCGUGGGUUCCUCGCCAUCCUUACCGCAGAUCACCACAGCAGCGAAGUCCCCGCGGUGGGAGGGUAGAAGCUCCAGAGAGGCCCGGUCCAGUGAGGAGAGCGGCACAGAUAAUGGUUCCCCUGAUCGAGCAGGAGCUUCUGCGCCUCUUGGAUCCAACACUGCAGACUUUAGAGCUCUGUCCGAGCUCCACAGUCGCAGCUCCUCAGACGGGCCCCUGGCCCCCUGCUCCUGCUGCCAGGGCAGUGAGUCAGAACCCAGGGAGGAGAGCCAGCUGGAAACCAGACAGCGGUGCCACUGCAGGUCGCGUGCUCCUGGUUGGAAGGAUGUGGAGGUCUACUCCUUUACCGGGCUCCGCAGCGUCAUCUCAGAGUGCGAAGGGAGCCUGUCGGUCCAGGAGGACGAAUCCAGAACUCUGAGCAGUACUUCAUCAUCCUCGCCGCUGUCGUCCGGCUCACCUCGCUCGUGCUCAGAGCAGGCGCGAGCCUACGUGGACGACAUCACGAUAGAGGACCUUUCUGGCUACAUGGAGUAUUACCUCUACAUCCCUAAGAAGAUGUCCCACAUGGCUGAGAUGAUGUACACCUAAAGGACAAGUGACCUUCAUUCCAUCUACAGUCAUGAAGUUACAGCUUGUGUUCUGAGGGGGAGCGGAGGACGGAACGAGGACUAAAGAUGGCCCAACUGGGGUUUAAUCUGGAUUAUACUGGAACCAUCCCAGGCGACGGUCUCUUUAGGUCCAGCUUGUUUUCAGUGUGUUCUGUUAAUCUCUUUGUUUUCCAGAUUUAAUGUUUACACUUGAAGUUGCCAAAGCUCUCCUGAGCUAACAUUUUAAGACCAGCUGGGAUUUUGUCUGUGGUUCUUUGCUCAAUAAAGAUGCUGAAUGCUCUGCUGGGAUCUUGGUCAUUUUUUACUGCAUCCACAGAAGAAGAAAACCUGAAUGUUUUGUAGUGGGUUUAUAUGGAUUCCGUAUUGGGGGGAAAAAGUUAGGACGAUUCUAAGGGCCCUUGGACUGAGGAGGGGCCCAAAAGAAGUAAAAAAGAUUUGUCCUGCUAUAUUUUUCAAAUAUAAAAAGAAAAUCCAGCAGUAAAAUAAAUAAACUUCACGUUCUCCUUAAUUUUUCAGCAGUAAACAGUAAAAGCAGGGUUGAAGAGCAGAUGAGAUUUGUUGCUCAUUUUCAGCACCCAAUGCCACAGGGCAGUAGCAGCCUAGUGGUGUAAACUUUCAGUUAAAUCCCUUUUUAAUGUCAAAUAUGACAGAUUACUGGAUUAAGGAAAUUUCUAGUAUAUGACAUGCUAUCACACAUAACAGUUUUUGAGAAUUUGUAAACAGUUGCUCUUUAUUUCUCGAAGAUAUGAGAGGAGGAGAGGAGAGAAUGGAUAUUUAAGCUGCCUGAAAUAAUCAGUUCCCCCUCCAUAAAAUGUGAAGAAAUUGAUUUACUUGCAAGUCUUUACCUGUGUUUAUUCUUCUCUUCAUCAACAACAAACCCUGUGGAUUUGGUGACCCGGGCUCUUGGGGGAACAUCCGGGGCCGGAGCCCAAGUAGCCUCCCUGCUCCCUGGGCGCCCCACAGUGGCAGCCCACUGCUCCCCAAGGGGAUGGGUUAAAUGCAGAGUGAUUUAGGUUUAACAAACAGGAAGUGUUGGAAGUUAACCCUGUUUUCUGCAUCCUCUCUGGGGGACACAUCACAUCUUUUACUGAUAUAUGGUUAAUCAAACAUAUUCAUUUUGAAAAUGCAAACAUAUGAAUCUGUUUGUGGGCUUAUGGUUUAUAACUAUGGUUUUCUAAAGAGUUAUUCCAGAUCUUUCCUUAAUUGAUCGAGAGGUGUAGAGUUCAGCUUCUGUAAGUAAAAACCCCACCUAGAGCCUCUCAGUGUGGAGCUGUAAUUUAUGUAACAUUAGAUGUAUCUUUCAAAUAUAAUAUUUCAUAUAAAACUGUAUGUUUUACUAUUUCUAUUUGUAAAUGUAACUCGGUCUGUUCUGUUUCCCUUCCAUUGAUGAAAUUAAUCUGCUGCUGCUGCUGUGUCUGCAAUUAACU